Messenger RNA from Choloepus didactylus (southern two-toed sloth), 2651 nucleotides. It is a transcript of the gene C7H6orf141, whose product is annotated as chromosome 7 C6orf141 homolog. The transcript is spliced from 2 exons. The record is from RefSeq and is a predicted model, not a curated record. Bases 152 to 757 code for a protein of 201 amino acids. Lineage: Eukaryota; Metazoa; Chordata; Mammalia; Pilosa; Megalonychidae.
AGCCUGACUCCUGCUCUCGCGGGCGGGGCGUCCCGGGCGGGCCGCGGAGGCCACAUCCGGGGCCUGCUCGUCCCGCGCUUUCGAGAGCCGAGCGGGAGUUCGCUGACUGAACUCCUGAACCAACCAACAACUAAAUGACCCCUCCGCCGGGAUGGAGAACCCCGCGUCCUCCGGCGUUGCGGGUCCCGCAGCCUCUCACAGCCGCCCGGGACGGGCCUGGUCCUUUCCGCGGAAGCUGGGGCGCGGGGCUUCCCUGGCCCCGGGCGCCCCGAAUCCCGCGGCAGCGGAGGCGAGCGGAAGCCGGGGAGGCGCCCAAGAGAACCGGCCGCCAGCGCGGGCCCCAGGACCGCGGGCUGCAGAGAACCUGGACUAUGAGAACUGGGUCAGAGAGAAGGUGGUCUUUCUUCUGCACCCGGAAAGGUGGCUGGGGACUCAAAGGAACCCUGCACAAGAAGAGGCGGUCAAUGGGGAGAACCUUCCCCACGCAGGCGGAGACGGCCCGGAACUUCACUGCCCGGAACCCGACUGCUCUUCUCGCUUUCCACAAGAAACGCGAAUUUUUGGCAGCCGUGUAGACGCUCCCUCUGGAGCUCCACCGCGGGACCCGGCAGCACCACCCAAACCCGUACUCGUGCGGGUCGUGGACCAUCAGGUGACACAAGAGGUGCUGCGGACGACGUGGACGAAGGGCCACUUGACUACAACGACCGAGGACCGUUGCAUAACCGCGGUCACUUUCCGCGCCUUCAGGAAGUGAGGCAGCUUCUGGGUUCUGGCACCGAGAGAGGCACCUCGCUUCGUCAGCGCGGAGAAGAUCGUUUCGGGAUCCCCGAGGACCGCAUCCCAGAGGAGAGGAAGCAGGAGCCGGGGAAAGCUUCGGGUUGGUGGAUCAGCGGUAAUCAUCAGAAGAGAAAAUGCUAUUCUGGGAAGCCUACGAUUAAUCGACAGAAAACCUUUUAAGACGCUGACUCAGCGCUUCAGGGAGGCAGGAGGCUCCUGCUACAACCUGAAAAACUAACUGUAAGAAACCUAAUACCUCGUUUGUGAUUUACAUACUGUGACGGCCCGGGGACCUAAGUCAUUCAGAAGAGAGGGAGAAAAGGUAUUUUGAAAUUGGCAGAAUGAAGGAGUCUUUUAAUAAGAAAACCUGUUCUCAUUAUUCCAUACCUCUGAAUUGUUCUCUUUUUCUUCCUGUCUUUCCCUGCCUUCUCUUUAGGACUUAAAAGCAGAAGUGAAGGUUGAGGUGCUCCUUACAGGGGAGGUGACGGUUUUCCUGAUCCAAUCAGAACUCAUCCUGUGAGGAGUAUGAGGAAGCCUUUCCUAUUCAGAGUCCUGGGUGUGAAUCUCAGGCAUCUUCAAUACUAAGAAGUGUCUGAGAAUGGCUGGGUCUUGGCUCUUUUAACCUCCACCUCACUCAAAAAUAUGGUCAUCUGAAAUCACUGUGUUAGGUGGCUGAAUCACAGCAGGGACUUCCAGAAGCCACUUGAGUGACCUUCAGACAAAUAUCACAAAGCAAAACCAGACUCUUGAGAUCACUAUGGAUUAGCCAAGUGUGGACUCCUGUUGAAGCCCCGUGGGCACAACUUCUGUCAGCUUUGAGAUUCAUUGCAAUUGACUUGCAGCUCUCAUUCUUCUUGGCUAGCACCAGCACUUGAUGAUAAAACGUUAUGUGGCUCUUUUGCUUUAAAAAUAAAGAGAAAGAGAAAGAAAAUUGAGGAAACACUUUCUGUAAGAAAAAAGUAUAGAGGGGAAAAAAAACAAAACACCUCACCCAUGACCUCAAAUCCCUGUUAAUUUGUGCAUGAUUUCCAGUCAGAUUUUAUUUAUUCUAUUUUAUGUGUAUAAAUGUACAUACGUGUACUUUUCAGACUAUAAAUUAUAUAUAAACUAGUGUAACCUAGGUAUGUAUUUUAUGAAAUUUUUCUUUAUGUAAACUAUGAUAUGAUAUACACUGAUAGUAUGAAAAAGUGUGGUCCCUGGACCAGCAGUGUGGGCCUCUCCCAGAAACAUUUUAGAAAUGUAGCAUCCCAAGCUCUCCCCAGAUCUAUGAAUAAGAAUUUUGCGUUUUGUCAAGAUCCCUGGUGAUUCAUAUUUGAGUUUGAGUAACAUUGACAUAUACCCUAUUUUGGGUUCUGUAUCCUCCUUUAUCACUUGCAAAAACUAAAAUUGUUUUGUAUUUCCCAUUAAUUGUUGGUAGUGCCAUGAAAAUACUGAUUUGAUAAAGAGCCUUGUGGUUCUUAACAAUUUUCCUUAGAAAACCUUGCUGGGCUAUUGGAAUUCAAACUAUUUCAGGAAUGUGCUUCUUUAAAAAUGUAAGAUAAUAAAUUCUCAAAAACUCCUGAGGGGAAAAAGGGCGGAAAGUCUUUCAAGAAAACACCAUUACAACACCUCUGCAGGCUGAGUCAGGACUUGUCAGUCACUUGUGAUGAAUUGCAAGUGGGUGGGAGAGGGGUGGAGCUUGAAUUUGAAUCAACUGAUUCAGAUAAGAAAAUAAAGGGCUGUGACUCUUGAACACCCUGACUUCUUUAUGUAAGAAAGGAAUAAGUUUAGCUUUCACAUAGAGACAGCAUGGAAUAAGGGAAAUGGAGGCAAAUCCAGUUUAAACAAGCCCCAUACAAAGAAAAGAAAGGGAGAAUCUGCCUGCUCCUUAU